AUGGCAGUGGUCGGAGAGAACGGGAGCGAGAGAUGGGCUCCGAAGGCUUGUGCGAAGAACCGCAGCCUCCCAAGUGCCAGGAUUACAGGUAUAUUCGCUUACUUAAAUUACCACGUUCCUCGCACAAGACGAGAAAUCUUGGAGACCCUAAUCAAAGGCCUUCAGAGACUGGAGUACAGAGGAUAUGAUUCUGCUGGUGUGGGGGUUGAUGGAGGCAAUGACAAGGAUUGGGAAGCCAAUGCCUCCAAAAUCCAGCUCAUCAAGAAGAAGGGAAAAGUGAAGGCCCUGGACGAAGAAGUUCACAAACAACAGGAUAUGGAUUUGGAUGUUGAAUUUGAUGUACACCUUGGAAUAGCUCAUACUCGUUGGGCAACACAUGGAGAACCCAGUCCGGUAAAUAGCCACCCACAGCGCUCUGAUAAAAACAAUGAAUUUAUUGUUAUUCAUAAUGGAAUCAUCACAAACUACAAAGACUUGAAAAAAUUUCUGGAAAGCAAAGGCUAUGACUUUGAAUCUGAAACAGAUACGGAGACAAUUGCCAAGCUUGUUAAGUACAUGUAUGACAAUUGGGAAAGUGAAGAUAUCAGUUUUACUACGUUGGUAGAGAGAGUUAUUCAACAACUGGAAGGUGCUUUUGCACUUGUAUUUAAAAGUGUUCAUUUUCCUGGGCAAGCAGUUGGCACAAGGCGCGGUAGCCCCCUCUUGAUUGGCGUUCGGAGUGAACAUAAGCUCUCUACCGAUCACAUUCCCAUACUCUACAGAACAGGCAAAGACAAGAAAGGAAGCUGUAAUCUCUCUCGUGUGGACAGCACGACUUGCCUUUUCCCUGUUGAAGAAAAAGCAGUAGAAUAUUACUUUGCUUCUGAUGCAAGUGCUGUCAUAGAACACACCAACCGUGUCAUCUUUCUAGAAGAUGAUGAUGUCGCAGCGGUGGUAGAUGGCCGUCUUUCUAUCCAUCGAAUUAAACGAACUGCGCGAGAUCAUCCUGGAAGAGCUGUCCAAACCCUCCAGAUGGAACUCGAACAAAUCAUGAAGGGCAACUUCAGUUCAUUUAUGCAGAAGGAAAUUUUUGAGCAGCCAGAGUCUGUCGUGAACACAAUGAGAGGAAGAGUCAACUUUGAUGACUACACUGUGAAUUUGGGUGGUUUGAAGGAUCACAUUAAAGAGAUCCAAAGGUGUCGACGUUUGAUUCUCAUUGCUUGUGGAACAAGUUACCAUGCUGGUGUAGCAACACGUCAGGUUCUUGAGGAGCUGACUGAGUUGCCAGUGAUGGUGGAACUAGCCAGUGACUUCCUGGAUAGAAACACGCCGGUCUUUCGAGAUGAUGUUUGCUUUUUCAUCAGUCAGUCAGGGGAAACAGCAGACACCCUGAUGGGUCUUCGUUACUGUAAGGAGAGAGGAGCUUUAACUGUGGGAAUCACAAAUACAGUUGGCAGUUCUAUAUCAAGGGAGACAGACUGUGGCGUUCACAUUAAUGCUGGUCCUGAGAUUGGUGUGGCCAGUACCAAGGCCUACACCAGCCAGUUUGUGUCCCUUGUGAUGUUUGCGCUUAUGAUGUGUGAUGACAGAAUCUCCAUGCAAGAGAGACGCAAAGAGAUCAUGCUUGGAUUGAAACGGCUGCCUGAUUUGAUUAAGGAAGUGCUAAGCAUGGAUGAUGAAAUUCAAAAACUGGCAACGGAACUUUAUCAUCAGAAGUCAGUCCUGAUAAUGGGAAGAGGCUACCAUUAUGCUACUUGCCUUGAAGGGGCACUGAAAAUCAAAGAAAUUACUUACAUGCAUUCGGAAGGCAUCCUUGCUGGUGAAUUGAAACAUGGCCCUCUAGCCUUGGUGGAUAAGCUGAUGCCUGUCAUCAUGAUCAUCAUGAGAGAUCACACUUACGCCAAAUGUCAGAAUGCUCUUCAGCAGGUGGUCGCUCGACAGGGGCGCCCUGUUGUAAUUUGUGAUAAGGAGGAUACUGAGACGAUUAAGAACACAAAAAGAACGAUCAAGGUACCCCACUCAGUGGACUGCUUGCAGGGCAUUCUCAGUGUGAUCCCCUUGCAGUUGCUGGCUUUCCACCUUGCCGUGCUGAGAGGCUAUGAUGUUGAUUUCCCGCGGAAUCUAGCCAAAUCUGUAACUGUAGAGUAAAGAGCAUCGGAAAUUUGGGAUGAUUAAGCAACACAAGACACCUUUUGUAUUUAAAACUUUGAUUUAAAAUAUCACCCCUGGAAGCCUUUUUUAGUAAAUCUUUAUUUAUAUGUCAGUUAUAAUUAUUCCACUAAAUUUGUGAUUUUUGUGAAAUUGCCUCAUAUUUUUCCAGUACUAUGUGGGGAAUUUGAAUAAUGAAAUCUAUAUUAGAAUCUGCAUCCAGAAAGAUUUUAGCAGUCAUUUUCCUUAAAGAACUGGGUAUUGAACUUCUGAGUCCUUCCCUUCUGUCUGGGAGGAUUUUAUGUUUUUAAACUCAUUGGCAUUUGUUUUACCAGGCUUCUAUUCAUUCAGACCGAUGAAAGAGUGGUUCAUUUAAUUGGAAUAUCUAAAGCUGGUGACAAUGUAUGCUAAUACUUGGACAUUUACUGAAGGUUUUGCUAAGUUAUAUAUAAAUAGAAGAUACUGUGAUUUAUUUUGAAGCUUGUUUCUGUUUUAUUUUUAGAUCAAACUGUAAAAUUUAAAGACUAAAAACUUUUCUUGGUAGGAUUUAUGUGUAAGUUUAGUUAACCUUGUUUCUCAAAUUUGUCUUUUAUCUGUAAGUGGAAAUAGUUUAGGAAACAAAAUAUAGUAGUGUGUUGGUGUUAUCCAACUCUUAAUAGAACAUAUGUAUGCAGUUUUAUAGCACAAACUUUAAAUUUGAACUGCUUUGGACAACUAACAGUAUGAUUUUAAAUUUGAAAAUGGGGUGUUGGAUAUCCUCCGUUUUGUUUUUUGUCUCCUAAAAGUAGUUUUUAUUUCCUUGUAGCUGUAGUUUUUAUUUUUUAAAUAACUGUUGAAGGACAUAUUUUAUCUUUUUUUUUUUGAAAUCACAACACAGAGCUGCUAUCAAAUCAGUACUGGUACAAGUAUUCUCUUCAAUUUUGUCUCAAGAAAGAAUUUUCUGCAAUUAAUUUAACUUCCUCUACUCCCUUGUUGCAUAACACUAAUAACCUUAGCACAACCGUGCAACUUCAUUGCAAUUACUUGGAAGAUUAGCAAGUCUUUGACUAAGAUCAUUUGACUCUAAAUGUGUGUAGUGGGCUAAGCUCAGAAGUAUAACAUGCUUUAUACUGCUAUUAAUGAAGAAUGGCAUCAGUUAGUGUUACUUCUGAGGUGUUUUUUCUGUCUGUAUUUUCUGUGUUCCCCUCUUGCAAUUAAUGUAGGAAUGAAGAUGACAUAAAGUGAUACUGGUGUGCAUUCAGCCAGCUAGUGUCAAUUUGACAGUUUGGAUUAAAAUAUUUAAAAUAAUGUGAUACCCCCAAUGUGAUUAAUAAUUUUUUCACAGAGUUUUGCGGGCCAGAUCUUGGGGUCUAUAGAAGAAUAUAUGUUAGGGGGUUAUAAUUUGGUUAAGUCCUUUUCUUUCAAAACUUUUCACUUUUAAAUUGUGAAGGUGAAAUAUUUAGCAUAAUUAUUAAGCUCAGUCAUUUGUUUUCAUGUGUGAACUUCUUGAUGAGGUUAAAGUUUUGUAAUAGCUAUUAUUGCUGCAAGAAAAGCACAGAAUUCUGCUUCUGUUUGAGGGUUAGAGAAGGAAUUGACAUAUUUUGAGGUAAUAUGGAAGGACCUUCAAUUUUGGUCAUAGAAACCUAAUUGUUUUAAAAGAUAACAUGACAUCAUUACUUACAUCUGUUUGGCUACUAUUGCUAUUCGUAUCUAUUUUAAUUGUUUCUAAGAUUAUUUUGUGAAAGCCUGCUAGUUUUAGUAUGUGUAUAAUGUCAUUUCUUAUGUUUGGUAUAAUAAUUAUUCCACUAAAUUUGUGGCACAUGAAUUUGAUGCACAUGAAUUGUAUAGGUUUCUUUUAAAUUAUUUUAUUGACAUAAUUUUGUGUAUCAUUAUCGGGUACAGUGUGGUAUCUCAUUACAUUUACACAUUAUAGAAUGAUUAACUCAGGAUGCUUAGGUUAUCCAUCAUCUCAAACAUGUAUCACUUCUUAGUGAUGAGUCCUGUCUUGUAGCUAUGUUGAGUUACACUCUUCAGUCUUAUUGACUGUAAUAACCGUCUGUGUAAUAGAAUGCCAGAACUCAUUCCUUCCAUCUGGCUGUGACUUUGUACCCAUUGACCAGUCUAUCCCUACACACACACACGUGCAUGUGCGCACACACACAUACACACACACACACUCCCCAAGCUAGAGUAUGUUCUAAACCGAAUAUCAGAAACCAAAAUAAAGAACAAAGUUGUAUUUGCCAAA
Molecule: messenger RNA, 4354 nt
Organism: Chinchilla lanigera (long-tailed chinchilla)
Lineage: Eukaryota; Metazoa; Chordata; Mammalia; Rodentia; Chinchillidae
Gene: Gfpt1
Product: glutamine--fructose-6-phosphate transaminase 1
Exons: 20
Coding region: 1-2127 (708 amino acids)
Biological process (GO): protein N-linked glycosylation; UDP-N-acetylglucosamine metabolic process; fructose 6-phosphate metabolic process
Molecular function (GO): carbohydrate derivative binding; L-glutamine:D-fructose-6-phosphate transaminase (isomerizing) activity
Source: RefSeq, a predicted model, not a curated record